UCUUGUUUUAAUUAAUGUGUUGGUAAAAGUGUCAAAAAUAUUGAGUACAGUUGAAAUGUUUAAGUUAAAUUGUUUGAACAGAUUGUUUUUGGUGAAUGCCUACAAUAAGAAGUUUAAGUGCUGGCUUGGUAUCAUCGUGCCAACCCAUAUUUGAUGACUUAAUUGCAUAAUCUUACCCCACAUUUUAUAUAAAUAGAGAUGAUGAAAUGAUUGCCUUAAUUUGACCAAUAACAACAUAAAGUCGCCGAACAUCCAAAUGAUUAAACGACCAAAAUGGAGCAUCGACUCGACGCAAAUUCCAGCUUUCUGCUAAAUGAUUCUUCACUAGAACUUUUCGACACCGCAUUCAAUAACGCGACAUAUUAUUCUGAUAAUAUAACAACGGUGAGCUUGGCGGAACUUUUCGGACCAGAACGCGAUUCCUUGUUGAUAGUGAUCCCCAUUACCAUAAUUUACGCGGCCAUUUUCAUAACAGGAGUUAUCGGUAACAUAAGUACGUGCAUCGUGAUUCGAAAAAAUCGAUCUAUGCAUACCGCAACCAACUACUACCUAUGCAGUUUAGCUAUCUCGGAUUUUCUGCUACUUUUGUCUGGUGUUCCUCAAGAAAUGUAUUUCAUAUGGUCAAAAUAUCCUUACGUAUUCGGUGAAGUGUUCUGUAUCGGCCGCGGUUUUGUUGCAGAAACGUCAGCUAAUGCAACAGUCCUGACAAUAACAGCAUUUACGGCGGAACGCUACGUCGCUAUAUGUCACCCUUUUAUGGCGCACGCAAUGUCGAAAUUGAGCCGGGCGACAAGGAUCAUUCUAUUUAUAUGGUUCGCUUCCUUUAUGACGGCGAUUCCGCAAGCAGCGCAAUUCGGGUUAGUGUACCAAUACGGAGUGUCGCAGUGUAUGGUGCUCAGAGUUAUAAUCAAACACUCAUUCCAAUUAUCAACAUUUAUAUUCUUUUUUGCACCAAUGUCGAUAAUUUUCGUUUUAUAUCUGUUAAUCGGACUGAAACUUUAUCAAACUAAUUUGGUGCGAAGUUCCAACGGAAAUAUUUUGCAAAGGGUAAAUGGGAACAACUCAUUGCGAUCGCAAAGCCAACAUGGAACCAAAAGAGUGCUAAAAAUGUUGGUGGCAGUGGUAAUUGCAUUUUUCAUCUGUUGGGCACCAUUCCACGCUCAACGUUUAAUUGCUGUCUACGGAACUGAUCCUAAGGAUCCGCUUGUGAUACAGUUGUACACGAUAAUGACAUACGUAUCGGGUGUUUUAUAUUAUUUAUCGACGUGUAUAAAUCCAUUGUUAUAUAAUAUUAUGAGCAACAAAUUUCGGCAAGCUUUCAAGGAGACACUGGAGCAAUGGAAAAUAUGUUCAUCAAAGACAGACGAGCCGAAGCGGAAAUACAAUGUCCUGUCGCGGCCAAAGCGAUUGCGAGUUACGUUCCAAGAAUCCACAGAUUAUACGAGCAGUUCUCAACGAGAAGAAAGUUUCCAGUCAACUACUUCCUUCAAAUUCGACACCAUGACACCUGCACACCAGCGUUGUAUAAUUCACCAGGAAAAGCUGGCAGCUUCUGUCAGCAAGAAUUCAUACAACCGCUCUCGACUAUUACCCAAACAAAAUUUCGAUAAAUGUCUCCACGGAAUCGACAUUCGUUCUGUAUCAUCAUCAUGUGAGCAAUAUCAGGAUUCAAUUGUCAAAAUUGAUGAAAUCGACUUGCCAUCAAGAGAUGCUAGCCUAAAUGUAGUGUACACGAAGCAAGGUGAUAUACAAAUAAGACUGCAACGGAAACCACCAAAAAAGAAGGGCAAACAACGCUUUUUUCGUCUAUUCAACUAUUUCGCAAGAGCUCUAAAAUCGCGCCCGAGUCCUACACAUAUGGGAUUCUAUACUCCUCCAAUUGAUGACAAUUCAUCGCUGUACAAUCUGAACUCCUCAGAGAAAAUUUCAACUGGAAGUGCUGCCGAUGAGGGUUUUGACAACAUAAGUAACAGUAGCCUAAAGGAUGUGGAUCCUGUUGCAUUGGCCAACGAACUAUCGGGCUACAUUCAAAAUUUCCGAGCUCCAAAGAACCAAGCUUAAUUGAUGGAGUGCUACGUGGAAUUGAUGCUAGUCAGAGAGACGACAGUGAACACAAGGUGGUUUUAUUUUUUUCUGACAAUGGUAAAGGAAGAAUGGGAUCCUUGAAGGCCACUAUCAAAAUUCAACGUAACUCAUCAAUGGAAAUGCUGGUACAUGUGAUAUUUUUCUCUCUAUAAAUAAUUAGUAGCAAACGAUAUGCACGUACACUUCAAUGUACAUACAUAUGUUACAAAUGUGUAUAAUUAAGUCGUUCUAAAAAUGUUAUUGCCGUCAUUCAUUCAGCAUAAAUGUAAGUUAGGAAAAUUGCAUCUGACUUUAAUUGAAAUUUAAACUAAUUAAAGUUAUUAUUGGAAUGUGAUAUUUUAUAAAAUUAGAUAGCUUAUGAUAAAGGAGCAUUUCAAAAUUUCAACGAAUAUAAAAAUUGCAUUGAAAAAUUUCCCAUCGGUUCAAUAAUUUAUUAAAGAUAAAUUUGAAACUAGACAAAUUUUAUCUAUUGAAAUUUAUUUGUUUAUGUGAAAGUUAUUGUUCAUAAGAUGUAAGGUGUAAAGCAAAUCUUCUUGACGAAU
Molecule: messenger RNA, 2627 nt
Organism: Hermetia illucens (black soldier fly)
Lineage: Eukaryota; Metazoa; Arthropoda; Insecta; Diptera; Stratiomyidae
Gene: PK1-R
Product: pyrokinin-1 receptor
Exons: 6
Coding region: 274-2061 (595 amino acids)
Biological process (GO): neuropeptide signaling pathway
Cellular component (GO): plasma membrane
Molecular function (GO): neuromedin U receptor activity
Source: RefSeq, a predicted model, not a curated record